CAUGCAAGUUUGUAGAAAGGGGCGGUACCGAUGUGCUACACUGCAAACAAGAGCGACCAGAGAACCGGAGGAUGGAGGAGCAGACGAAGCGCAGCUGUACGCGGAAGACGAUAUGAUGUUUUAGGAGCAGUGCGGGCUCGGUGAGGCUGAACUUGUCGUUUUGGCCACUUUUGGUCCUCAAAUAGAAAGAUGGCGCCGUCGGGCUCGCGAAGCGUUGACUGCUGGAGAGUUUUAUACUGGAUCCCUGUGCUGUUCAUCAGUCUGAUCGUGGCAUGGUCCUACUACGCUUAUGUAGUGCAGCUCUGCAUAGAAACUAUUGAAAACAUAGGAGAGAAAAUAGUUUACCUCCUGGUAUAUCAUGUGCUUUUCAUCAUGUUCGUGUGGACAUACUGGCAAACCAUCUUCACAAAACCUAUGAACCCACUCAAAGAGUUCCACCUGUCACAUUCUGACAAAGAGCUGUUAGAGCGUGAAGAUCGGAGAGAAUCUCAACAGGAGAUCUUGAGGAGAAUUGCUAAGGAUUUACCCAUUUACACAAGCACAAUGUCUGGAGCUAUCCGCUACUGUGAUCGCUGUCUGCUGCUGAAGCCUGAUCGAUGUCAUCAUUGCUCUGCCUGUGAUAUGUGCAUUUUAAAGAUGGAUCACCAUUGUCCGUGGGUAAACAAUUGCGUGGGCUUCGCCAACUACAAGUUUUUCAUGCUCUUCCUAGCAUAUUCUUUGUUGUAUUGCCUCUUCGUCACUGCCACAGACUUGCAGUAUUUCAUUCAGUUCUGGACAAAUGGUCUGCCUGAUACACAAGCCAAGUUUCACAUCAUGUUCCUGUUUUUCGCUGCCUCCACGUUCUCAGUGAGCCUAGCGUUUUUAUUUGCUUAUCACUGCUGGCUUGUCUGCAAGAACAGAUCUACUUUGGAGGCUUUCAGAGCUCCUACAUUCCAGCACGGACCAGACAAGAACGCCUUCAGUUUAGGAACAAGCAAGAACUUUCUCCAAGUGUUUGGAGAUGAAAAGAAAUACUGGCUGUUGCCUGUUUUUUCAAGUCUGGGCGACGGCUGUUCAUUCCCCACAUGUCUAGUGAACGCAGACCCUGAACAACCCUCCUCACCCUCUGGACGCAACCCUUCAGUCAAAAGUGCUGGAGAAUCCCAUCAGUUUCCACCUAAACCUCUGAGAGAGUCUCAGAGCCGACUGAUCAGCAACGGACAGUCAGAGGGAAGUGAAGACAGAGACACGCAAGGUACAAGCAACCCAGCCUUGACUAUUGAGAAGGAAACUUAGGAGUGUGUUAAUGAAACUGGAGUUUUGUGCUAGUGAUGUCUGUUGUCAGUGGAACAGUAAGGACGUCUCCACUGCUCUUGCACAGACUUGCAAUGACCAUCUACUCUCUACCUAAUGAAUUGUGAUCCUUCACAAAAGCUGACAGUGCAGGAUUAUGCUGUGUACUGUAAAUAAGGGGCCACUGAGUCGCUUGUCCUCCUUGCAAACUGUAUGGCUAUCUUAAUGUGCCUAAAAAAGCCCACAGAUGUGGCUGAACAUUUGGUAACAUUACCGUGGUUCCUGCAAGACCCACAUUUUUAAAAAUGUAGAAGUUUGUAUGGUAAAUGCCUUGAA
Molecule: messenger RNA, 1608 nt
Organism: Cyprinus carpio (common carp)
Lineage: Eukaryota; Metazoa; Chordata; Actinopteri; Cypriniformes; Cyprinidae
Gene: zdhhc2
Product: zinc finger DHHC-type palmitoyltransferase 2
Exons: 14
Coding region: 190-1275 (361 amino acids)
Biological process (GO): peptidyl-L-cysteine S-palmitoylation; protein targeting to membrane
Cellular component (GO): Golgi apparatus; endoplasmic reticulum
Molecular function (GO): protein-cysteine S-palmitoyltransferase activity
Source: RefSeq, a predicted model, not a curated record